This is a messenger RNA of Diaporthe citri, 2280 nucleotides long. RefSeq lists its product as uncharacterized. The transcript is spliced from 2 exons. NCBI's taxonomy places the organism in Eukaryota, Fungi, Ascomycota, Sordariomycetes, Diaporthales, Diaporthaceae. The record is from RefSeq and is a predicted model, not a curated record. Bases 1 to 2280 code for a protein of 759 amino acids. Gene Ontology annotation, molecular function: polygalacturonase activity.
AUGAUCUUCUCCAAGCUCAUCACGAGCGUCCUGCUGGCGCUCCCCGCCUUGGCGGCUCCAGCUCCUCAGGCCUCUGAUGCUGCUGCUUCGGGUAGCAGCAGCUACUGGCUCGCCGACAUCGCCAGGAACGGCGCCCCGGCGUUCGGCACGGCAGACUACAAGGUCUUCCGGAACGUCAAGGACUACGGUGCCGUUGGUGACGGUGCUGCCGACGACACUGCCGCCAUCAACAAGGCCAUCUCGGACGGUGGUCGCUGUGGUCAGGGCUGUGGAUCGUCCACGACCACACCUGCCAUCGUUUACUUCCCUCCCGGUACCUACAUGGUCAGCGAGCCGAUCGUGCAAUUCUACUACACCCAGCUCGUCGGUGAUGCAGUCCAGCUUCCUACCUUGAAGGCCCUGCCUGCUUUCGAGGGGAUGGCCGUGAUCGAUGCUGACCCCUACAACUACGAGGAUGGCAGCAACUGGUACACCAACCAGAACAACUUCUUCCGCCAAAUCCGAAACUUCAACAUCGAUCUCACCGGGCUCGACCAGUCCAAGGGUGCGGGCAUUCACUGGCAGGUGGCUCAGGCAACCUCGCUGCAGAACAUCCACUUCAACAUGGUUCAGGGUGGUGACGCUGCUAACCAGCAGAAGGGCAUCUUCAUGGACAACGGCUCUGGCGGUUUCAUGAGCGACCUGUCGUUCACCGGUGGCGGUAUUGGCAUGUUCAUUGGCAACCAGCAGUUCACCACGCGUAACCUGACCUUCAGCAAGUGUAACACCGCAAUCUACAUGAACUGGAACUGGGUCUGGACGCUCAAGGACGUCAAGAUCGACAGCUGCGGACUCGGUCUCGACCUUAGCACGGGCGGCCCCGGUGCGCAGACUGUCGGAUCUGCUCUGUUCCUUGACAGCACCAUCACCAACACCCCGAUCGGCGUCAACUCUUCGUACGCCACCACGCAGACUGGUACGAACGGAACCCUGAUCAUCGAGAACGUCGACAUGAGCUCUGGCGUGGACAUUGCCGUCAAGGACUCCAGCAGCGGCGCGACCAUCCUUCCAGGCAACCAGAAGGUGGCAAACUUCGUUCAGGGCAACACCGUCUCCGGAGGUACUCCUGUCAAGGCUGUCCAGGCUUCCCAGUCGACCGCGGCCAAGCCCGAGUCUCUGCUCAACUCAGCUGGCGGAGUCUUCACACGCAGCAAGCCUCAGUACGAGACCGUUCCUGCUGCCAACUUUGUUUCGGCCAUCCAGAAGGCCAUGGACAGCUUGACUGCCGACCAGAUUCUCUACUUCGACCACGGCGCAUACAUUAUCACCGACACUGUCAAGGUUCCCAAGGACAUCAAGAUCACCGGUGAGAUCUGGCCCUUGAUCAUGGCCAAGGGAGCCAACUUCGCCAACAUGGAAGCCCCUCGCCCUGUCUUCCAGGUCGGCCAACCAGGUGACACUGGUGCCGUCGAGAUGACCGACCUCAUGUUUGAGACGGCCGGUCCCGCCCCAGGCGCCAUCAUGAUCGAGUGGAACCUCAAGGCCUCUUCUCAAGGUGCGGCGGGCAUGUGGGAUGUUCACAACCGUAUUGGUGGUUCCGCUGGCACCGACCUGUUGGUCGGACAAUGCGCCAAGAACAACGGCACUACCCACGGCGCCAACGAGGCUUGCGAGGGUGCCUUCAUGAUGAUGCACGUCACCAGCUCCGCCGCUGACGUCUACCUGGAGAACACCUGGUUCUGGGUUGCCGACCAUGACCUCGAGCCCACUGCCAACUCGGCCCAGAUCGACAUCUACAACGGCCGCGGCGUUCUGAUCGAGUCCCAGGGCCCUGUCUGGUUGUACGGCACCUCAUCUGAGCACUCCGUCCUCUACAAUUACCAGCUCGUCAACGCCUCGGCCGUCUACAUGGCACUCAUCCAGACCGAGACUGCCUACUUCCAGGGCAACCCAGUCGCGCCCACACCCUUCACCAUCAACGCGACCUACACUGAUCCUAACUUCGACGGCGUCGCAUCCAAGGACGCUCGCACGUGGGGUCUCCGUGUCGUGGACUCCAAGGAUGUCUUUGUGUACGGUGCCGGUCUGUACUCGUUCUUCGACGACUACAACCAGGAGUGUCUCGUUACCGCGGACUGCCAAAGCAACAUGGUCUCGAUCGAGAGCUCGGCGGUGCACCUUUUCGGCCUGUCCACCAAGGCCGCCACCAACAUGGUGACUGUCGAUGGCGAGUCCAAGGCGCUUGACGCCGACAACCGCAGCACUUUCUGCGCGACGCUCAGCUACUUCAGCACUGCCUAG